Molecule: messenger RNA, 959 nt
Organism: Pectinophora gossypiella (pink bollworm)
Lineage: Eukaryota; Metazoa; Arthropoda; Insecta; Lepidoptera; Gelechiidae
Gene: lsn
Product: vacuolar-sorting protein SNF8
Exons: 4
Coding region: 99-848 (249 amino acids)
Biological process (GO): protein transport to vacuole involved in ubiquitin-dependent protein catabolic process via the multivesicular body sorting pathway
Cellular component (GO): ESCRT II complex
Source: RefSeq, a predicted model, not a curated record
AACGACCACAUCAAAUGUCAAAUACUCUAGUGAAUCAGCUGAUGGGUGUUUUUGUAUUGUCGAAAUAUAUAAAAUUGUAAAUCUCUGAAAAUUCCACUAUGAGGCGACGCGCAGGUGUUGGUGCUAUUCAAAAACAGAGGCUUGAACAGGAGAAAUAUCGCGAGAAAGGUUCUGAAAUCCAAGAAAACCAGUUUCAACAGAUGUCGAAACAACUGGAAGUGUUUAGGGAAAACUUGGAAGAGUUUGCUACUAAACAUAAGAGUGAGAUAAAGAAGAAUGCACAGUUCAGGAGGCAGUUUCAGGAGAUGUGUGCCGCUAUCGGUGUAGAUCCUCUCGCUUCUGGCAAAGGGUUUUGGUCAGUGUUAGGCAUUGGUGACUUCUAUUAUGAGUUAGGAGUGCAAAUAGUAGAGGUGUGUCUAGCAACAAACUAUAAGAAUGGAGGCCUCAUCACUUUGGAAGAACUUCGGACAAGGCUUAUAGCAGCACGAGGAAAAGCCAAAAAACAUCAAGACAUUACCAAUGAAGACCUCCUAGCAGCUGUUAAGAAACUUAGGAUAUUUGGCAAUGGAUUUACAGUAGUGCCUAUAAGCAAGGGUAAGUGGUUGGUGCAGUCAAUCCCUGGAGAACUGAAUCUGGACCAGACCCUUGUCCUACAGAAGGCAAGCUCUCUGGGUACUGCGUGGGUGUCUGCUAGUAUACUCAAUGCUGACUUGGGAUGGAAUGACACAAGAGCCCAGAAUGCACUGAACCAUAUGGUGAAGGAAGGCCUAGCUUGGGUAGACACUCAGGACUCGAAAGAAACCUUAUACUGGUUUCCAAGUAUGUUCGCUGAGUGUGUGUCUGCAUAAAGUGCAUAAAAAGAUAUAUCAUGAUUAUGUGUUUUAAGGUAUGAAUUUAAUUGUUAAAUUAGAUUGUUGAGGUUUAUAAUUAUUAUUAAAGUAAAGUGUAAGAAAGAUAUU